Oncorhynchus mykiss (rainbow trout) is the source of this 1663-nucleotide messenger RNA. Lineage: Eukaryota; Metazoa; Chordata; Actinopteri; Salmoniformes; Salmonidae. The record is from RefSeq and is a predicted model, not a curated record.
CAUUCACUGUUGAUGAGGGGAGUGGAACCUCAACCCAGCAUGUUAUCGUGAUAAAGUCUGCAGAUGGAGAGGCUGCAGGUCCUGGAGGAUCGUCUCUGGUCAAGCAGGAGAGGACUGAAGGAGAAGAGGACCCACGGCACAGCAGAGACAUCCAGACUGGAGCCACGGGGGACCAAUCCAACAGCCCCAUGCCCCAGCCCAGGACCAGACGCAGCAUCACGGAGUUCAGUGGAACGCCGAACGCCGUCCUCAAGUCAGAGACAGACAAAGAGACUUUAACUGUAACAAAAAGCCUUUUACACACAGGAUCUGACCACAGGUCAGACCCAGAGAGGCUGGGGCCACUGGGCUGUCCUCCGGCUCCUGGCUCAGAGAACUUACCAGUAUUUCAUCAGAGCCAGAGGAAGGAUCAUUCGUGUGGAGAUGGUGAUCGUGACACGUUAGACAAUGGCAGUGAUGAUCCGUCUUGUUCUUACGCUACAGAGAUGGACCCUGACAACAUGCUCUUGGGUUUAGAGACACAGACUGAUUUGUCUAGAGGACACUGGAAUCAGUACAGUAGUAGUGUAUACUCUGAAGGGGGCCUAGAUAAGAAAGGGGAGGGUCUGGUCGUAGAUGAAUUGACUGUGAAAGUGGAGGGCGACGUUCCUCCCACAUGGAUUGGAGAUGGUCACCUUGGAGACGGACACUCACAGGGCAGAGAUUUCUUAGAUUACAGGGAAAGCUUGGAGACAAAUUCACUUGUUGCGACCCACUCCACUUUACAAGCAUUCAGGGAUCGCGACCUAGUGUCCAUGUCGAUGGGGCCUUCCGAUUCACACAGCCGUGUUCUUUUUGAUCAGAAAUUGAACUUAAACGACAGGGCUAGAGUCCAGGCUCAGGGAGAGGAAGCCACAUCAGAAAAUAGUAAAGAGAAACGGUUCCUCUGCAUGUUCUGUAACAAAGGCUUCAGCUGCCUCCAGAAGGUGGAGAUCCACCAGAGGGUCCACACAGGGGAAAAACCUUUCAGCUGUACCCAGUGUCAUAUGCGCUUUGCCCAGACUGGUGACCUGAAGAGGCACCAGAGGGUCCACACAGGGGAGAAACCAUUUGGCUGCCACCUGUGCCGGGCUAGUUUCUCCCACUCCUCCAGCCUGAAAAGGCACCAGAGGGUCCACACAGGGGAGAAACCUUACAGCUGCCCCCAGUGUGAGAAAAGGUUCUCCCACCAGCACCAUUUGAAGAUGCACCUGAAGGUCCACACGGGAGAGAGGUCGUUUGCCUGUACGCACUGCGGGAAAAGUUUCUCCGAGAGGAGUUACCUCAGAAUACACCAGCAGAAAAAACAUUCCACUCUAUAACGUAGAAAGUAACCGUUCUACUCGAUAGAUUCUGAAGUUUAUGUCAAACUCUGCAUUAAAGACGAAGAUGAAUUUAUUGUUGUCAACCGAAAAGACCCACAGGUGCAUUUGGUAUAUGAGAGUUACAGAUUUCACUGUUGAAUAUUCCUGAGUAGAAUAUUGCGUCCAGAUAUUGUGUGAUUAUAUAAGGCAUAUACACUGCUUUUGGAAAGUAUUCAGACCCCUUGACUUUUUCCACAUUUUGUUUCAUUACAGCCUUAUUCUAUAAUGGAUUAAAUAAAUAAAAAAUCCUCAGCAAUCUACAAACAAUACCCCAUAAUGCG